UAUAUUACCUGUCAUCUGUAAUAUUGAUUUUAGUAUUAUAAAAGAAAAGAAAAACAAACGAAUCAAAAUGAUUAACAUCGCUGGUGUAGUUUCAAUAGUAUUAUUUUAUAUUCUCAUAUUAGCUGUGGGUAUAUGGGCUGGACGCAAAAAAGAGGCCGGCAAUGAUUCCGAGGAAGAAGUUAUGCUCGCUGGACGAAGCAUUGGAUUAUUUGUUGGAAUAUUUACAAUGACUGCUACUUGGGUUGGUGGUGGUUACAUUAAUGGCACGGCUGAAGCUAUAUAUACUCAAGGGCUUGUAUGGUGUCAAGCGCCCUUUGGUUAUGCACUCAGUCUUGUAUUUGGUGGUAUUUUUUUCGCCAAUAAAAUGCGUCAACAAGGUUAUAUAACAAUGUUGGAUCCUUUACAAGAUUCAUUUGGAGAACGAAUGGGGGGUCUGCUAUUUUUACCAGCUUUAUGCGGUGAAGUGUUUUGGGCUGCUGGUAUUUUAGCUGCUCUAGGUGCCACAUUAAGUGUUAUCAUCGACAUGGAUCAUCGUACCAGUGUUAUAUUCAGUUCAUGUAUUGCCGUAUUUUACACAUUAUUUGGAGGACUGUAUAGUGUCGCUUACACAGAUGUUAUUCAAUUAUUUUGUAUAUUCAUUGGUCUUUGGAUGUGUAUUCCAUUUGCAUGGGCUAAUGAGCAUGUGGCAUCAUUAGGAUCAAUGGAUGUCGAUUGGAUUGGCGAAGUAGAUCCAAAAGAAUUCUGGUUUUACAUUGAUUAUGGUUUACUAUUAAUAUUUGGUGGUAUACCAUGGCAAGUAUACUUCCAGCGUGUUCUAUCAUCGAAAACAGCUGGACGUGCUCAAUUAUUAUCGUAUGUAGCGGCAGCUGGAUGUAUAUUAAUGGCCAUACCCCCGGUGAUGAUUGGUGCUAUUGCAAAAGCAACUGCAUGGAACGAAACGGAUUACAAAGGACCAUAUCCAUUAACCGUAGAUCAAACUAGUAUGAUAUUACCAAUGGUUUUACAAUAUUUAACACCAGAUUUUGUAUCAUUCUUUGGUUUGGGUGCUGUAUCUGCAGCGGUCAUGUCAUCAGCUGAUUCUAGUGUAUUAUCGGCUAGCUCAAUGUUUGCGCGAAACGUUUAUCGUUUAAUAUUCCGACAGAAAGCUUCAGAAAUGGAAAUUAUUUGGGUGAUGCGAGUAUCAAUUUUAGUUGUUGGUGUAUUAGCAACGAUUAUGGCACUAACAAUUCCAUCUAUAUAUGGUUUAUGGUCAAUGUGCUCCGAUUUAGUAUACGUUAUUUUAUUCCCACAAUUGUUAAUGGUUGUACAUUUUAAGCAUCAUUGUAACACAUAUGGAAGUUUAGCUGCCUACAUUGUAGCAUUUUUGGUACGAGUAUCUGGUGGAGAACCAAUUAUGGGUUUACCAGCAUUAAUCCAUUAUCCUGGAUGGGAUGAGGAAAAUGAACGACAACUAUUCCCAUUCCGGACGAUGGCCAUGUUAAUGUCACUGAUAACUUUAGUUGGAGUUUCAUGGUGGACGAAAUGGGUGUUCGAAACUGGCCGCUUAGCACCUGGUUACGAUUGGUUCCGUUGCGUAGUUAAUAUACCAGAUGAUGUAGAGCGUGUCGAUGAUCCAAGUGAAGUUGGCGAACAAAUGUCUGUAAUGGCUGCUGGUCCCAUGGGAAAAUUAUAUGGAGCAGCAACUAUGGUUGGUAAAGAUGAAAUGAAUGGACGUAUAAAUCCAGCUUUAGAGCCUGACGACGAUAUGGAUCCGCAUGAAAUCGAACGUUUAAAAUCAUUAGGACAAAUAAACGUUAAAGCUGCAGCGGCCGGAGCUGGUGGAGGUAAUAAUAGUCGUAAUACUUCAAUAAAUAGAAAACAACAAUCUAGUAGUAGUGGUGGGGGUAGUAGUCAUGAUACAUAUCCUGGUAGUAAUCGAACAGGACCACAAGGACAAACAACAUUAUAAAUAUA
Chrysoperla carnea is the source of this 1953-nucleotide messenger RNA. RefSeq names its product high-affinity choline transporter 1 (gene ChT). Bases 68 to 1948 code for a protein of 626 amino acids. Gene Ontology annotation, cellular component: plasma membrane. NCBI's taxonomy places the organism in Eukaryota, Metazoa, Arthropoda, Insecta, Neuroptera, Chrysopidae. Gene Ontology annotation, biological process: acetylcholine biosynthetic process; transmembrane transport; choline transport. The record is from RefSeq and is a predicted model, not a curated record. Gene Ontology annotation, molecular function: choline:sodium symporter activity. The transcript has 7 exons.